AUGUCCAGUGGUGUAGACUAUGUCAGCUUGAUCGUUGACGACGUUGAGGACAGUAAGUUAAAAUUCAUCCUUACUUAGACAUUCUUUUUAACAAUUGUUUAAAGCAUAUUCAAAAGUCUUUCUUGAUUUUCAGCGGAGCCUAGCAUUGAGAUUGUUUACGAGUAUAAUGACGGAGAGUCUUCAACUGUCAAAAACUAUGAGGAAUUCUUAGUCAAAUGGGAAGAAAUCAAAGCAUUUUUGGCCCACGAAGACACCAGUAUCUCGGUGGUUCUGGUCCGGAUGUUCAACAGCAUUCCAUGGGUGACAAAGGAGAUUGAAAUUGAGAUUGGAAAGCGGCUGAAAGGUAAAGCUAUUUCUACUGAAAGAUACUGGUAUAAAUUUCCUUUUUCUGGCCCCAGCGAAAAGAAGGUUUUGCAGCUUGUGCCUGAACAAUUCCGGUUGUACGAAAUACCAGGCUUAGACUUUGCCUUAAGGCUAAGCUUUACGCUUAGUUUAGCGCUUAGGCUGUUUCGUAUUUUUAUUCGCAGUCUGCAGCGAAGCCAGGGCACAAGCUACGAAGCGCCGGGCCAGAAAAAGGAAGUUUUUCAGACACAGUAGAUUAAAAAUAAGACAAUUUAUUUCAGAGUAUCACACACAGGUCAACAUUAUUCUUAGGACCUCUGAGUUCCUCGAAGAAGAAGCAGUGAAACUUUCUCCUUAUUUUCUUGCAGAGGUCGGGCCGCAUGUUAGAUUUAUUCAAUGCCAUGUCACGGAGCUCCCUCGUCUGAGAGGCUGGUUCGCUGAUAAAUUGGAACUUAUCUACAGUCGUGGUGCUAUAUUUUGUAAGUGUUGCAUAACAAGAUAUACCUGAAUACAGUCCAGUGGCAAAAAACGUAAAAAUUUUUAUCCAGGAAGUGUCAAAAAAUGUGGCAAAAUACCUCCCUCUCCAAGAGAAAAAACUCCGAUUUCAAGCCCGCUCUUUUUGUGAGGGAAAGGGCGUGCCCUUCGAAACGAAGUUUUUUCACUUGGAGAGGGAAGCAUUUUGCCACAUUUUUGAUGCUUCCCGGAUGCAAAAUGGUGCGUUUUUUUGCCACUGGAUCAGGCCCGUCACUGUAUUUUGAUUUUUUUAUAAAGUCAUCAUUUUUAUUUCCAGACAUCCCCGAACUGUUUGAAAUGGGUAUAAAAAAGAUUAAUGCAGGGAGAUCCAUCAAACUGGAUCAAUUCUUUAUGAGCCGGUAAAUUUAAUAUGAUCUUUUGAUAAAAAUUUAUUACAGUUUUCCCUGUCAACCGAGCUGUCAAACUCUCAAAUGCCACGUUGAUAUGGACAUCCCGUUGACUGACAAGGGAUCGGCAAAUAGUUGCACCCUGCUUUCUUAACAAUACCUAUAUCAUUUGAAUGAGGGUUAAAAAUGGAACACAGCGCAAAAAGAAUUAGCUGCCCAAUAUAUGUUUGGGCAAAGUUAUGGCCAAAAUACAAAUUUUAGCCUAAUUUCCGCCUCACUUUAUAAGCUCUUCGAAUUGCAACGGAGUUGUGUCCAGUUGGCCGAGUGGUAGUGAGCCUACUUCCGGCGCAACAAGUCGUGGUUUCGAAUCCGGGCUCUGCAAAUUUUUGGCAUUUCGUCUCUUAUAUACCACAAAACCAUGGUAUGUUGACAUUUUUAAACAAUCUUUGUUCCUUCACAGACAAAAUCCAUAUUUGCGGAAUUUUUGGGAGUUUUUGGUUUUUUUUGAAACGACCACAAAUUUUAUGGUGAUGAGAGUGGGGUUGCCAUUAUCGUAUAAUUGAAAGGGUGUCAUGCCAGUAGCCUGACCGAUGAUAAUUACUGGACGAUAAUUCAAACUUACAAGGACAUAUAAAUAAAUUUUUUCGAAAAAAUACCAAGAGAAAAUUGCAAAAUCGGCUAAAAACGCUAUUGCUUCGGCUAAAAACGCAGUGGACAAUCGUUGGUAAGGCUAGGACAUACAAAAUUUUUGAUUUUGAGAUCUUUGUUUGUGAAUGACCACGAUGAUCAUAUAAAUGUAUUUGCAAAGCUUUUUGCUCCAAUUUUCCCAUUAACCUAGUUUUAUUUACAAUUUUUUGUAACUAGCAGUAAUUUUUAAUAACUCAUAACCAAGGAUUGGUAAGGCUAUAAAACGCCCGUCAUAGACGUUUUGGGAUACAAAGAAAUCAAUGGAGACGAUUUCAAGCGGCCAGGAUUACUGUAAUAUAAGAUACCGGCGUUUUGGCCGCAUAUGACCCCUUUCAUAAAACGGCCAUAACUUUGCCCAAACAUAUAUUGGGCAGCUAAUUUUUUUUGCGCUGUGUACCAUUUUUAGUGCUCUUUCAAAUGAUAUAUGUUUCGUUAAGAAAGCAGGGUGCAACUAUUUGCCGAUCCCUUGUGAAGGGUUUUACGAGAACAUAUUUUCUGAGAUCUCCGAAUCACUGCCAAACUUGAAAUGCCUCAAGCUGACGUGCUUGCUGCUCUUUGAGAAUCAGGAUGUAAGUUCGCACACAUGGCCAUACGGAUAAUUAACAAGGGCUUUAAUAUCGUUCAUAAUGAGAGUAAUCAUGCUGAUUUUUUUCAGCAGCUGCACGCCCAAACUCAACUCUUCGUUCAACACAUUGAUCAACUAGCAAAACACACACAUAUUCAAGUCAAAGUAGACAUGAAAGUUAUUGAUCAUGACGAAGCAGCGACGAAAAAACGGGUAGAAACAACGAAAAUUUAUCUGGAAAAGCUAGAAGGAGCCAUGAGGACUAGUCCAUUCGCCCCGUGGACGAUAAUUUUUGAGUACCCAAAUGCUCGAUUUAUGAUUAUUUUUCAUUAUCCAUAUCAUUCCUAUUUGUUCGAUCUAGAAGAUUUAUAA
Bursaphelenchus xylophilus (pine wood nematode) is the source of this 2826-nucleotide messenger RNA. NCBI's taxonomy places the organism in Eukaryota, Metazoa, Nematoda, Chromadorea, Rhabditida, Aphelenchoididae. The record is from the annotation of a GenBank genome assembly.